AUGGAGUGGAGUUGGUCUGGACAAGUCGCCAACUUCGUGUCAAAGCAGCUGCAGCCUUCUGCGCCGUCCACUGCAAAACCAAGGCGUGGAGGCCGACGGCCACUCCACGCAUCCAGAAUAACAGAGUCGUUGACCCCAAGACAGCAGACGGCCACAGAGGUGGGACUGCAGCGAAAAGCUAGAAUUCCCGGGCAUUUCUCAGAUGAACGCCGAACUCCAGCCUUGUACGACAAGGCUUACGAUCUGGCCAGCCGCGGCUUUGCUGAGAUGGAGCUGCACCAAGGUUCUGACAAGAGGCCCAAGGGGCCCAGCGACACUGCGACAGAGGAGGACGAGGAGGAGGUCCUCAUCCCACCGCUGCUCCUGCGCGUCAGGGUUGCGAGAUCUGUUCGCGACUAUGAGGCGAUGCGAGACGCCGACUCUCCGCCGCCCGAGGCGCUUGUCAACGGCGUUCGUAGCCUACGAAGCCUUCAGCAAAUCAAGGAGGAGGAGACCGCAGCUACGAAAAUCCAGGCCAGGUUUCGGCAGAAGCAGGCAGCAGAAGAGGUUCAAAAGCGCAAGCAGCAGCAAAAGGAGGAAAGUGAUGCAGCUACCAGGAUCCAAGCGAGGUACCGUGGACGCCAAGCCAACAAGGAGGUCCAGGACGUGCGCCGCGAGAGAAACCAGGCAGCCACGGCCAUCCAAUCUCAAUAUCGGAGCCGAGUUGCUGAGCGUCGUCAAAAGGAGCAGGAAGAAGAAUGUGCCACAAAGAUCCAGUCCAAGUUCAGGCAGAAGCAAGCGGCAAGCGAAGUCCAGGCCCUUCGCAAAGAGAAGCAACAAAACGGCGAUGGGACGGCGGACUCCCAACCAGCCGACGUGGACAGUCAGCUUGUGAGGCCUGCAGAGGAGGCUGGCGAAGAAGAAGGCAUGCCUCAACAAGAGGAGAAGGAGCAGCAACAGCGCGUGGAGGAGGUGAGUCCUGCAGGUGAUGAGGAGACAGCCGCCACGAAAAUCCAGGCCAGGUUUCGGCAGAAGCAGGCAGCAGAAGAGGUUCAAAAGCGCAAGCAGCAGCAAAAGGAGGAAAGUGAUGCAGCUACCAGGCCUGCAGAGGAGGCUGGCGAAGAAGAAGGCAUGCCUCAACAAGAGGAGAAGGAGCAGCAACAGCCCGUGGAGGAGGUGAGUCCUGCAGGUGAUGAGGAGACAGCCGCCACGAAAAUCCAGGCCAGGUUUCGGCAGAAGCAGGCAGCAGAAGAGGUUCAAAAGCGCAAGCAGCAGCAAAAGGAGGAAAGUGAUGCAGCUACCAGGAUCCAAGCGAGGUACCGUGGACGCCAAGCCAACAAGCAGGUCCAGGACAUGCGCGAAAGAAACCAGGUCCAAGCCAAGGCAGCCACGGAGCAGGAAGAAGCCUGUGCCACAAAGAUCCAGUCCAUGUUCAGGCAGAAGCAAGCGGCAAGCGAAGUCCAGGCCAGGCGCAAAGAGAAGCAACAAAACGACGAUGGGACAGUGGACUCCCAGCCAGCCGACGUGGACAGAUAUGAGACAGAUGUCGAGUUGGAAAGCGAGCUUGUGAGGCCUGCGGAGGAGGUCAGCGAAGUCGAAGCCAUGCUUAAGCAAAAGGAGAAGGAACAGCAACAGCUCGUGGAGGACAAGUCGCCCAGGGUGGAAGGCAUGUUGGGUGCGAAGCACGAAGCAAGACCCAUGGCCGUGAGUCCUGCAAUUCCGGAAGGAGAUGAAGAGGAGUGA
This is a messenger RNA of Symbiodinium natans, 1722 nucleotides long. The record is from the annotation of a GenBank genome assembly. NCBI's taxonomy places the organism in Eukaryota, Dinophyceae, Suessiales, Symbiodiniaceae.